Solanum verrucosum is the source of this 2011-nucleotide messenger RNA. RefSeq names its product integrin-linked protein kinase 1-like. The record is from RefSeq and is a predicted model, not a curated record. Gene Ontology annotation, molecular function: protein binding; ATP binding; protein kinase activity. Gene Ontology annotation, biological process: protein phosphorylation. Lineage: Eukaryota; Viridiplantae; Streptophyta; Magnoliopsida; Solanales; Solanaceae. The transcript is spliced from 12 exons. Bases 419 to 1804 code for a protein of 461 amino acids.
AGCCCCCAUUGAUAGCUAAGUCUCAUUUUUUUUUUGAAGUAGGUUAUCUUUGAACUGUCUUGUUCAACUGUUAAAUUUUCCAAAAAAAAAGAAGAAGAAAAAUCUAUUCUUUUUCAAGUUUAUUCAUCUCUGAUCCUAAAUUUGGUUGAAAUAAUAAGUUUCAAGAAUACCCUUUUGCCAUCUUUGGAUUCUUGAAAAGCUUUAGUGUGAAGCAUUAAGUUUUGCUGACACCCUUUUGCAGAUUUUAUAUUCUUGAAAAGCUUUGAUCUUUUUUGUUUGUUUUGUGCUUCUGAAGCUGUAUGUUCUUUGUUACUACUUUUUAAGUCAAAUUUACGUUUUAGUAGUUUUUUUUAGGUAGAGUGGCUGCAGAUCUUAAAAGGGGUUCAAGUAAAUUAGUUGUUGGAAUCUUGAUCUUGAAAUGGAACCAGUAAGAUUCUUGUUGGGUAAGCAAUCGUCCCUUGCACCAGAAAAGGUGAUUGCGGCAGUGGAGAUUGAGAGUGAAGAUGGGGAGGAAGGGGAUGUUAUAGAUAUUGAUCCAAGGAUCAGGUUGAUGUAUUCUGCUAAUGAGGGUGAUAUAGAGGGGAUUAAGGAGCUUUUGGAUUUGGGCACUGAUGUGAACUUUCGAGACGAUGAUGAGAGGACUGCCCUACAUGUUGCUGCUUGCCAAGGUUACAGUGAUGUUGUGCAGCUGUUGGUUGAUAAUGGGGCUGAAAUUGAUUCCGAAGAUCGCUGGGGAAGCACGCCUUUAGGAGAUGCAAUACAUUAUAAAAAUCAUCAUGUGAUCAAGCUACUAGAGGAACAUGGUGCCAAGCCUCCUAUGGCUCCCAUGCAUGUCAACAAUUCACGUGAAGUUCCAGAAUAUGAGAUUGAUGCUAAAGAACUUGAUUUCACGAACAGCAUUGAAUUGGCCAAGGGAACCUUUCAUAUUGCCUCAUGGCGUGGAAUACAAGUUGCUGUGAAAAAGUUUGGAGAUGAUGAGAUUGCUGAUGAGGAUAAAGUGACGGCAUUCAGAGACGAGCUUGCACUUCUCCAGAAGAUUAGGCAUCCAAAUGUCGUCCAAUUUCUUGGUGCUGUAACACAAAGUAGCCCGAUGAUGAUAGUGACAGAAUACUUACCAAAGGGCGAUCUCCAUGCAUAUUUGAAGAAUGAAGAACCUCUUAGACCAACAAAAGCUAUCAGAUUUGCAAUAGACAUCGCAAGGGGACUGAACUAUCUACAUGAAAUUAGACCUGAAGCGAUUAUUCAUCGUGACCUAGAGCCUUCAAAUAUUUUGAGGGAUGAUACGGGACACCUGAAAGUUGCUGAUUUUGGAGUCAGCAAGCUAUUGAAAGUUACCAACAGGGUCAAAGAAGAUAAGCCUCUGACAUGUGAUAACACAUCUUGCCGAUAUGUAGCUCCAGAGGUUUUCAAAAAUGAGGAAUACGAUACCAAAGUUGAUGUCUUUUCCUUUGCUUUAAUUUUGCAAGAGAUGAUUGAAGGCUGCCCCCCUUUCAAAGCAAAGAAUGAAAAUGAAGUACCUAAACACUAUGCUGCUAAGGAGCGCCCUCCUUUUAAAGCUCCAGCAAAGUUUUAUGCCCAUGGACUGAAGGAGCUGAUUGAAGAGUGUUGGAAUGAGAAUCCGUCCAUGCGUCCAACUUUCAAGAAAAUAAUCCCAAGGCUCGAGGCCAUUUACAACAAAUUUGGCCACAAAAGGCGUUGGAAGGUUAGACCAUUGAAAUGUUUCCAGAAUUUCGAGGCCAUGUGGAAGAAAGAAAACUCAAGUUCAAGUAGGAAUGGAUCAUCGCGGUCAAACAGCAGCAUCUAGCAAAUUGCGGAUAUUUCAUUUGUUCAAGUGUGCAUAUGUUUCCUUCACAGAUUUCUGCCAAAGAUUUCAGUACUAGGAAGUUGUAUCACUUUUUCUAGCUUUAAAUCUCUAGAUGUCCAAAACAAAUGGUCAUCCUUUUUUUUUUCCUUGCCUCUUUCUAUUGAGAUCUAUAUUGUUUAUGUACAUUAUAGUAGAUAAAAUAUUCAU